CAACAACCAUGGCAACAGAAAGAAAAUGUCCGACUCUCUGUGUGAGACCAUGAAUGAGACUUUGAGUGAGGCGACACAUUGGGGGAACGGCUGUGAUAAUCGGAUGAAAAAAGCAGUGGUGGUGUUGACCAGACUCCCAGAUUAUAAGAUCAGCGCUCUACGGCCUCCGACGCCUCUGCAGUUCUACAGUGAAGACGAGUCCCUCAGCAGCUCAGACUCUGAUAUGCAGUGGGAGCCCGGAGAUGAUAGUGAUUCAGAUAAUUCCGUGUCAAACCACAAACUGAACACGGUAAAGAGCGAAGCAACGAGAGCACACGCAGCGUCAACAAGCAGCAACAACAACGGGAGCGAAAUGAUGCCCACCACAGGCUUUGACCCUGACACAAAGGUCUGUCCUAACUUGCCACAGGAAGAGGUCAAAGUGGACAUGGUGGUACUGGCCAGGAGGAGGCCCAUGACGUGGCAGCGGGGGAAAAUAGUGGAAAUAGUGACAAAGGAAGAUGGACGGUUAAAGUACAAAGUUAGUUUUGAAGAAAGGGGGAAGAGCCUCGUCUCUGGACACCACAUCGCCUUUGACCGAACACCGACGCUGGAGCAGCUGUAUAUCGGCGCUCCUGUGGCGAUCCAGUGUCAAACCAACAAGCUCCUGUUCCAGCCUGGUAUUUUAGCAGAACUCCCAAGUAGAAAGAACCACUUAAGGUUCUUGGUCUUUAUGGAUGACCACACACCGGCCUAUGUUAGUUUACCUCUUCUUCACUUGGUGUGCCGACCAUUGGAGGACGUCCUCGAGAGCCUUCCUGACGACCAUCACAAGUGUUUCAUGAAGCGGUACCUGAGGGACUGGCCCUUCCCACAUUCAACCCAGUACAAAGCGGGACAGACCAUGCAUGUCGAGCUGAAUGGAGUCCAACAGAGUUGUGAGGUGCAAGAGGUCGACUGCAGCUUGAUACUGGUCCUUUUUGAGAAGAGUCAACUCGAGGAGUGGAUCUACCGUGGCUCUGUAAGACUGCAGCAACACAUGGGUAGGAUAUUGGAAUCGAAAGAGAAUGAAGGGAAGUGAUUUCUGAAUAAAAGCCGCAAGAAACGGGAAAAUAAAUGGGAUGCAUCCUGAGCAAUUUUACAUAAAAUUAUACAUUUUUCCACUCGUGCUGCAAGUUUUUGGGAAGCUGGAAAAACAGAAUUAGGCAUCGCUAUUUUGUUGGCUCUAAAUAUCCUUAAUAAGGAGAUCAUGUUUUCACUCCUGUAAUUUUUUUUGUUUGGUAAAUUGUUUCCAGCUAAAUUUUGCAAAAGAAUUCAAUGAAUUCCCAUUAAAUUUGGUGGAAUGGUGGGACGUGUGUCAAGAAAGAACCCAUUCAAGUGGAUUUGCACUAUUUAAUAUUGCAUUUUAUUUAAAUUAGUAGUAGUAUUAUUGUUUGUUACAAAAUUCUACAUUGUUUAUUGGCUCAAUUGUCAGCCCCAUUUAAAGAAAUGUAUUAAACAUACCAUUUUUUCAAACCUUA
This is a messenger RNA of Hippoglossus stenolepis (Pacific halibut), 1499 nucleotides long. RefSeq names its product histone-lysine N-methyltransferase SETDB1-B-like. The transcript is spliced from 7 exons. NCBI's taxonomy places the organism in Eukaryota, Metazoa, Chordata, Actinopteri, Pleuronectiformes, Pleuronectidae. Gene Ontology annotation, cellular component: nucleus. Gene Ontology annotation, biological process: heterochromatin organization; negative regulation of gene expression. Bases 26 to 1060 code for a protein of 344 amino acids. Gene Ontology annotation, molecular function: histone H3K9 methyltransferase activity. The record is from RefSeq and is a predicted model, not a curated record.